GUUCUUUAUCUAGAUAUAUCAAUCAAUCAUAGACUCUUUAUAACCAUUCAAAUUCAUCAAGACGAGAAUAAAUAAUUUAAUAUAUUUUCUACGAGCUCUUUCAUCUCUCUAUUAUUUGUUUUUUUUUCUCAGAUUUUCUCAAACACAUCUCAUAUUCUUUUCAACCGGCCAGUCAUGGGUAGUGAUCAUCAUGGUCAUCGAAAGCUCCAUGUCAUGUUCUUCCCUUUCAUGGCUCAUGGCCACAUGAUACCAACUCUAGACAUGGCUAAGCUUUUCUCUAGCAGACGAGCCAAAUCCACAAUCCUCACCACACCUCUCAACGCCAAGAUCCUCCAGAAACCAAUCGACGCAUUCAAGAACCUGAAUCCUGGUCUUGAAAUCGACAUCCAGAUCUUCGAUUUCCCUUGCGUGCAGCUCGGGUUACCACAAGGAUGCGAAAACGCUGAUUUCUUCACUUCAAACAAUGAUGAUGGAAACGAGAUGGAAUUGAAAUUCUUUUUCUCGACAAGGUUUCUCAAAGACCAGCUUGAGAAGCUCCUUGAGACAACGAGACCAGACUGUCUUAUCGCCGACAUGUUCUUCCCCUGGGCCACUGAAGUUGCUGGGAAGUUCAAUGUGCCAAGGCUUGUGUUCCACGGCACUGGCUACUUCUCUUUAUCAACUGGUCAUUGCAUCAGAGUGCAUAAACCACAAAACAGAGUAGCUUCGAGCUGUGAGCAAUUUGUGAUUCCUGAGCUCCCUGGGAACAUACUGAUUACUGAAGAACAGAUCAUAGAUGGUGACGGAGAGUCUGAGAUGGGGAAGUUUAUGACUGAGGUUAGGGAAUCGGAAGUGAAGAGCUCAGGAGUUGUCGUGAAUAGUUUUUACGAGCUUGAACCUGAUUACGCCGAUUUUUACAAAAGCUCUGUACAGAAGAGAGCCUGGCACAUCGGUCCGCUCUCUGUUUAUAACAGAGGAUUUGAGGAGAAGGCUGAGAGAGGAAAGAAAGCAAACGUUGAUGAGGUAGAAUGCCUCAAUUGGCUUGACUCCAAGAAACCAGAUUCAGUCAUUUACGUUUCUUUUGGGAGCGUGGUAAACUUCAAGAACGAGCAGCUCAUCGAGAUCGCUCAAGGAUUAGAAGCUUCUGGCUCAAGUUUCAUUUGGGUCGUUAGGAAAAAUACAGGUGACAAUGAAGCAUGGUUACCAGAAGGGUUCGAAGAGAGGGUGGAAGGUAAAGGGAUGAUAAUAAGAGGAUGGGCUCCUCAGGUGCUGAUACUUGAACACCAAGCGAUCGGUGGGUUUGUGACCCAUUGCGGCUGGAACUCGCUUCUCGAAGGAGUAGCUGCAGGGGUACCGAUGGUGACAUGGCCGGUUGGAGCGGAGCAAUUCUACAACGAGAAGUUGGUUACGCAAGUGCUGAGGACAGGAGUGAGCGUGGGAGCGAAAAGACAUAUGAAGGUUAUGGGAGAUUUCAUUAGCAGAGAGAAAGUGGAUAAAGCGGUGAGGGAGGUGUUGGUUGGGGAAGAGGCAGAGGAGAGGCGGAGGCGGGCCAAGAAGCUGGCGGUGAUGGCUAAAUCCGCAGUGGAAGAAGGAGGGUCUUCUUUCAACGACUUAAAUAACUUCAUAGAAGAGUUUAGUUCAUAAUUUUACAUAUAGAUUCCGUUUAGGAAUCUCCUAUGAGAAGUAAAGAUGUAACCUAAUGCAAAUAUAUAUAAGAGACAAAGCAUAGGCUAAGUGAAUAAAGCACCGUUAAUUAGCAUACGGAUUAAGAUGCAAAGUUAAUGAAUAAUGGAUUUGGUAUUUGAGUUACUCUUU
Molecule: messenger RNA, 1794 nt
Organism: Capsella rubella
Lineage: Eukaryota; Viridiplantae; Streptophyta; Magnoliopsida; Brassicales; Brassicaceae
Product: UDP-glucosyl transferase 73B2
Exons: 2
Coding region: 175-1623 (482 amino acids)
Molecular function (GO): UDP-glycosyltransferase activity
Source: RefSeq, a predicted model, not a curated record